AAAAAUAUCUGAGUCCAUUAAGUGGCAAAAAUAUAUACAUACAAGGCACAUGCUUAUGCAAAAUCCAUGGCAAAAGAGCUGCCUUUCCUCACCCCAAGUAAUUCAAUCCCUCAAAAACACAACUCUCUUCUUCACCCACAAAAAAUUCUGUAGACGAAAUAUCGUGAUUGGUUUCUGGUGUUUUUGUUUUGAGCUCUAGAAAGAGGAAGAGAAGAGGAAGAGCAUUGAAAUGGCUGGUGGUAAUGGUGGGAUCGUUAUUACUCCGGCGGGUGUGGCCAAGGAAAGAGCAGAGGAGUACCAGGGGAAGGCCACCGUUUAUGUGGUGGUUGCAUGUUUUAUUGCCGCCACGGGCGGCGCUCUCUUCGGCUAUGACAUUGGAAUUUCAGGGGGUGUGACAUCAAUGGAUGGAUUUCUCAAGAAAUUCUUCAAGACAGUGUAUAUUAAAAAGCAGCAUGCACAUGAAAGCAAUUAUUGUAAGUAUGACAACCAAGGGCUUGCAGCAUUUACUUCUUCUCUGUACCUUGCCGGUAUGGUGGCUUCUGUUGUUGCAUCACCAGUUACUAGAAAUUAUGGGCGUAAGGCAAGUAUAAUCUGUGGUGGGAUCAGCUUUCUCGUUGGAGCAUCUCUAAACGCCGGAGCUGUUAACCUGGCAAUGCUCAUCUUUGGAAGGAUCAUGCUUGGCGUCGGCAUUGGAUUUGGAGAUCAGGUUGUUCCGCUUUAUUUAUCAGAGAUGGCACCAACCCAUCUUCGAGGAGGCUUAAACAUGACAUUUCAAUUGGCGACAACCUUAGGGAUCUUUACCGCAAACAUGAUCAACUAUGGAACACAGAAGCUUGAACCAUGGGGCUGGAGGCUCUCUUUGGGCCUUGCUGCUGCACCCGCUCUGCUGAUGAUAGUUGGAGGAAUAUUUAUCCCCGAGACACCAAACAGCUUGAUUGAACGAGGAAAUACAGAUAAAGGAAGGAAAAUCCUUGAGAAAAUCAGAGGAACUGAGAAUGUUAGUGCUGAGUUCCAGGAUAUGAUGGAUGCUAGUGAGUUGGCCAAUGCAAUCAAACAUCCCUUCAGAAACAUUCUUAAGAGAAGGAACAGGCCACAACUGGUUAUGGCAAUCUUAUUGCCAGCGUUCCAGAUCCUCACAGGCAUAAACUCCAUUCUCUUCUAUGCUCCAGUGUUGUUCCAGAGCAUGGGAUUUGGAGGAAAUGCUUCACUUUAUGCUUCAGCGUUGACAGGAGCCGUUCUAUUUUCAUCUACACUUGUCGCUAUAGUAACUGUGGACAGACUGGGUCGAAGAACUUUGCUCAUUAGCGGCGGGAUACUGAUGAUUACCUGCCAGGUUAUAGUUGCCAUCAUCUUGGCAGUCAAGUUUGGCAACAACCAAGAGUUAACAAAAGGCUUCUCCAUAUUGGUGGUGACUUUCAUUUGCAUCUUUGUGUUUGCUUUUGGGGUGUCAUGGGGUGGACUAGGCUGGACAAUUCCAAGCGAGAUAUUCCCGUUAGAGACGCGAUCAGCUGGACAGAGCAUUACAGUUGCUGUCAACCUUUUAUUCACUUUCAUCAUAGCCCAGUCUUUCCUUGCCCUUCUUUGCGCAUUCAAAUUUGGAAUCUUCCUCUUUUUCGCUAGCUGGAUUACUGUCAUGACCAUCUUUGUUUAUGCCUUUCUUCCUGAAACCAAAGGAGUUCCGAUUGAAGAGAUGAUACUUCUAUGGAGGAAGCACUGGUUCUGGAAAAAAAUAGUUGCUGGGCCUCAAGAAUUUCACGCGAGCAAUGGCAAGCAAACUAAUGAAACAAAGUUGAGUGCAACAAUCCCAUAGCUCACAGGUUCAGCAAUACAGUUGAAGGGAAAUUUCAAGGACUUCACCAACCUAUUCUCUCACUAUAACUUAAUGAAGACAAUCAGACAUCAACAGCCCUUUGCCUUUUCAAAACUGUGUGACAGGGAUACCAUAAACAAAGACAGUCCCAUGAAUACAUAAAGGAAUAAUGUUCUUAUAAAUUCCUAAUACGAGGAAUGAUUGUUGUGCUUGUUAGCCUUGUUUUACUAUCUUCUCCAUAUAUAUUUGAAAAAUUCAUCUUUGCUUCAA
Tripterygium wilfordii is the source of this 2080-nucleotide messenger RNA. RefSeq names its product sugar transport protein 7-like. Gene Ontology annotation, biological process: monosaccharide transmembrane transport. Bases 230 to 1810 code for a protein of 526 amino acids. Gene Ontology annotation, cellular component: membrane. The transcript has 4 exons. Lineage: Eukaryota; Viridiplantae; Streptophyta; Magnoliopsida; Celastrales; Celastraceae. Gene Ontology annotation, molecular function: monosaccharide transmembrane transporter activity. The record is from RefSeq and is a predicted model, not a curated record.